UCCAAAACCUUAUGAAGACUUCAAAAUUGUAACAAUAUUGUAUAGUACGCCAUCUAGCAAGUGUCGCUGAUAUCCUAUUAAAAUUAAUAUUAUUAAAAAUAUUGAACAUUUAACAAACAAAAACUUUGCUAAAAGCACAAAAGUAAAAAAAAAUAAGAUUAUUAAAGUAACAAAUUUUUAUAGAUCUCGAAGCGUGUAAUAGUAACAUGUAUUCAUUAAAUGAUGGUUAAGAUUUGAUGUCAGUGCAGUCAAUAAAGGACGAUAAAACCAAAUGGAAAAUGAAGGACUCAGCGUACGUAUCAGAUUCCCAUGUUGACUCAAAACAUUUUUCAAAUCGUAAUCAUAAUGAAAGAAUUAUUAACUCUGAUCAAAAUCACAGAGUUACUGGAACUAACCCAGAAUCUAGCUCGAGUUUUCUGCUAUCGUCACAUGACAAAAAUUCUAUAAGUAGAAAUAAUUGUUUUGUAAAAUCAAAUACAACAGGAGAUCGGAAAAACGUUGAUAGUAGUAAUAUGUUAAGAAAUGUCAAAGUGAAUACAGUAUACAAUGAAAAAGAAUUAAAAAAUAUUUCUUCAUUAGGUAGCUUAGGGAUUCUAACAUCGAAAAAUAUGGCAACAGUAAAAAACGAUAAAUGUGUUAAAAAUAUAAAUGAUUUGAAAAAAGUGAUCCCCAAAGUUAAAGUUGUCGAAAGUGAAAUGAAUAAUUCCAACCAAGUAAACAAAAGUUAUAAUUUUUUAGAUGUAGAUUCAAAUAACGAUAAUAUAUCACAUGCAGAAAAUAAUAAAAUUCAACUAAAUAAUUAUUGUCGUACCUGUGCUGGACUAAAAAUUCCAUUAGUAGAUAUUUUUGGUGAAAGAGGAAUUCAAAUGAGGUUGAAUCAGCAAAUGAAACAUCUAGAGCAUAUUGAUGAAAAUGAUAGCUUGCCGACACAAAUAUGUAUGGACUGUAUUUGUGAUUUAAAAAUGAGUUAUAAGUUUUUUAUGCAAAUAAAAAAGGCUGAAGUUAAAUUAAGAUCAAUUUUUAUGUCUUUAAAUUCAGUAAAUACGCGUCAAAAAGAAAUGAAGCCCGAUAAGUCGGCAACAAAAAUGUAUCAUAAACUAGACGAAAUAAUUGAGCAUCCAUCGAUAGAAAAUAAAUCAGAAUUUUCGCAAUUAAUCAUUAGUUCAAGCGUUAAACCCCCAGAUAGUUCGUAUGAAUACUCAAUGAGUGAUUCGGUAGAACCUAAAACAAAAAAACAGUGCAGUGAAUAUAGUAUUAAUAAAGAAUUUAUUUCUGACGAUUCUACGCUCUCAGUAGGUAAAUGUGAUGAUUUACAAUUUGAUGUGGGAACAGAUUCUAGUUCAAAUAUUUCACAAGGAAAUGCUGACGUUACCAAUGAAAAAGUAAUUUUUUCUGAAAAAGUUGAACCAUGUGAAAGAAGGGAAGAAAAAUACGAAAUCUCAACAUCUGAAUCAAACUAUCAAUAUGAUUCAGAACUUGAUAAUUAUAGUAAAGUAGAGGCUAAAAGUAUAAAUCAAUUGAACCUAGAUGUCCAUGAGCCUGAGUCUAAUUUAUUUAUAAAAGAAAAUUUAAAAGAAACAAACAUUAGAAAAACAAAAAUUUCAUUAGAUGCAGUUGACAAUAUAGAAUCCCUGGUAAAAGAAUCAAAACUUGAUAAAUUAGAUACUAUGGUUGGUAAAAAAUUAGACGAUCAAGGUAUAAUGUACGUUACUGUAAAAGGUUCUAAACCGAGUGAGAUGCUUUUGGUUAAAGUUAAAAAAAUGGAUAAAGCUGACGACAAAAAAGGAGGGAAUUGUUUUAAUAAGAACAACACUGAAGCCAGAAUUGCCGAAAAAUUUUGUAGAACUUUAUCAUACAAAGAUAUAUAUAAUAAUCGUACGAAAGAAAUAGAAAACCGCGGAGCAAUAAUUGAAGAACAAAUUGAAGAAUACAAGAAAAAACGUGAAAAAUUACUUGGUGUUGUCAAUUGCAGUAAUAGUACAUUUGAUACUGAUGAUUCAAUCAAUUCUAUUAAUAUAAAGAACUCAGCCGGAGAAAACAAUUCUUUUAUGAAGAUUCAACGACUCACUCAAAUAGAAUAUAUCAGUGAAAAUAAAAAUAGUAACUUGAUAGAUAUUACAAAAAAUAAAAGCUCACAUUUCCGUUAUGUUGAUCCAAACAAUAAACAAAAUAAUGAAUUGACAGAAAAAAUCUCUAAAUAUUCGAUGUCUAUGGCAACUACUCAACAAAAAUCCGAAAAAAAUAAUUUUUCAAAAGGAUUGUCAAAAAAUGAAGUAAUUAUUUCAGUGGGAAAAGGAAACGUAGAUAAACUUUCUCAGAUUUUAGGUAGAAAUAAAAAAAAUCUACUAGAAUUUCAAGAAUAUCUUAAUCAAAGGAAAAUUAUAAUUGAACGAUUGAAAGAUAAAGACGUAAUAGCUUUAUAUGAAAACCUUAAUGAUGUAAUAAACCAAAAAAAAUUACCAGGUUCAACCAUCGAAAAUCUGUCUGUGAAUCCUACUAUCAAAAUUAAUCUAUUAGAUUGUGAUUACUGUUUAGAAAUAUUUUAUUCUCAAGAAGAUUUGGAAGCACAUCUUAAAGUUCAUGAUUUCAAAAUUUUAUUUUUUUGCGAGGAUUGUGAAUCUGAAUUUUCAACUAAUAAAGCUAAGCGGGCACAUAGUAUAACAUGUGUAAAAAAAUUGAUUUGUAAAUAUUGUAAUUUUGUGCUAGAAUCAAGAGGAAAAAAACGCCAACAUGAACAAAAGCACUGUGAUGCUAUUUAUGGUCAAUUAUGUGACAUAUGUGGUGAAAAAUUUAAACACCAAGGUACAUUAGACCAACACAUUAAAACCCAACACAUGAACUGGGAAAAAAUUUUUCAAUGUCCUAAAUGUCCUAAAAAAUUUGCCUUCAAACAGAAAUUAAGCUUUCAUUUAAAAUCAGUUCAUACUUCUUUACGAGCUUAUCUGUGUGAAGACUGUGGAGCUGACUUUAAAAAUCCAGCAUCUCUUAGGCAUCAUCGUAUUCGAAAACAUCAGCCGUCAAGUAAUAAACGUGAAUGUCAAGUUUGUCAUAAAGUCGUUCCAUUUUAUAGCUUAUCAAAGCAUAUGUACACUCAUAAAGCAUACACAAUCAAAUGUCCGCAUUGUGAUAAAAUGUUUAAAAAUUCAUCUACACUAAAGCAACAUCUACGUAUUCAUGAAGAUCGGCGACCAUACCGCUGUGAACAUUGUGGUGCCGGAUUUAAUCGACGAGAUGGUUUAAGAUUGCACAUGAGGGUUCAUUUAAAAUCUAAUAGCCGAGCUCUUAGGGAAUGUUCUUGCCAGAUAUGUUCAGAGAAAUUUCCUAAUCAUUCAAUGCUCGUUAUCCAUCGGAAUCGUGUUCAUAAAGAUGGCAAACAAUAUACUUGCCAUAUAUGUAACCGCUCUAUGCUUUCUUCCAGAUCAUUAGAAUGGCAUAUGUCUCAUAUUCAUAAUCAAAUACCUCCGGGUAUUUCUAGAGAUCAAGCGGAUCCGAAUCUUGAAAAAAAAAGAGUAUCAUGCAAUCAUUGUAAUAAAACAUUCAAAACUGAAAUGAUUUUAAGAACUCAUAUCAAAAAUACACAUAUGGAAAAGAAUCCAGUCAAAUGUUUAGACUGUGAUUUAAUGUUUACGUCAGAAGUAAGGCUGAAACACCAUAUGAUGAUUGCUCACAAUCGAUUUGAAGGUACACUCAUUUGUCCUCAUUGUCCUAAACGUUUUGUCAAUCAGUUAAGACUCAAAACUCAUAUGAUAUCACAUUCAGAAGAUAGACCAUAUACAUGUGAACUUUGCGGUUUUAAUUUAAAAACCAAAAUUCAAUUAAUAAAACAUCACCAAAAUAAACAUAGUGAUGAGAGGCCGCUUCAAUGCCGAUACUGUGCUUGGAGAUGCAAGCAAGUUAGUGCAUUGGUUUGUCAUGAAAGAACACAUACGAAUGAGCGACCAUACUCUUGUAUUGUUUGUAAACAACGCUUCAAAUAUCUUGGAGAUAAAAAUAAACACCAAAGAAGGCAUGAGAGCCUUGGUGGUUCAGGAUUUAAACGAAUUGUAGCCGGAAGAAAUCUUAAACAAUCCAAAAAUCAUGAAGCCGAAAAUUCAUCUUCAGAUCAAGAACAGUUGGAACUAGAAGGCGAAUAUGAAACAAUCAUAGAAGGCGAGCAACAAUUCGAGGAGCAAGUUGAACAUGAAACGAUGUAUGAAGAUGAUCAUGAAACUAUCAAAUUUGAAACUGUAGAAGUUAAUGGAAACUAUGAACAGGAAUAUGAUGAAACUUCCGGAGAAGUUUCUGACUCGGCUGAAGUCAUCAUGAGCAUUGAAGAUACGCCAGUCUAUACUGAAGAGGUUACUGCUGAUAAUAUUGAGCAUAUGGGCAUAAUAGCUGAUGAUAUUACUAAUCACAUAUUACAACCUGGAGCAAUAGUGCAGAUACGACAACAAGAUGAAAAUGGUAAAAUUCAAGUUAUUCCUGUUAUGCUAGCUUUACCUGAGCUGAAUGAAUCAGGUACUGAAGUGAGUUUAACAACUGCAUCAAUUAUUUAUGAUGAUGAAAACAAUUGAUAUGAUAAAUAUUGAUUUUAUUUACUAUUUUAGUUAUCGAAAUUAAUUUGGUUUUAUAAUUAUAAUACUAUUUACUUUUAGUUGUUAACUUAUCGAUUGUAAAAUAAUUAUUUCUAAAUUAAUCGUACUAUAUAACUAAUAUUACUGUUAGAGAAUAAAGUGAUAUCGUAAUUAUUGUGUUAAUAAAAAACUAAGCCUAUCCAAUGUCAUGAAGUAUGAAUUUAAUUUUAUAAAUACUCACAAUAUUUAUAUUUUUAGAUAGUUAAACAAAAAAUUAUCUAAUUGAAUUUAUUCAAGUUUAUUAUUGGACUAUAAUUUCAUAUUUUAACAUUAGCAUAAAAGUAUGAGUUUUAUAAGUUACCUCUCUUGGUUUAAAAGGUUAAUUGAUGAUAACCCAACAAAAUUUUUGUAAUCUCAAAAAUAAAUGUAUACUAUUUUUGUGACAGUGAUCUAUAAACUUAACAGCUUGUAUUUUAAGAUUCGAAAGUAAUAAAUAUUUUAAUAUUAAAAAUUGUA
Molecule: messenger RNA, 5069 nt
Organism: Cotesia glomerata
Lineage: Eukaryota; Metazoa; Arthropoda; Insecta; Hymenoptera; Braconidae
Exons: 3
Coding region: 237-4553 (1438 amino acids)
Cellular component (GO): nucleus
Molecular function (GO): zinc ion binding
Source: RefSeq, a predicted model, not a curated record